AACUACUUAACUAACAAAAUGGGUGCUUACAAAUACUUGGAAGAAUUGCAGAGAAAGAAGCAAUCUGAUGUGAUGAGAUUCCUCUUCAGAGUCAGAUGUUGGGAAUACAGACAGAAGACUGUUAUCCACAGAGCUUCUAGACCAUCCAGACCAGACAAGGCCAGAAGAUUGGGGUACAAGGCCAAGCAGGGUUUCGUGAUCUACCGUGUUAGAGUUAGAAGAGGUGGCAGAAAGAGACCAGUGCCAAAGGGUGCCACUUACGGUAAGCCAACCAACCAGGGUGUUAAGCAGUUGAAGUACCAGAGAUCUUUGAGAUCUACCGCCGAAGAACGUGUCGGUCGUCGUGCUGCCAACUUGAGAGUUUUGAACUCUUACUGGGUUAACCAAGAUUCUACCUACAAGUACUUCGAAGUUAUCCUUAUCGACCCUCAACACAAGGCCAUCAGACGUGAUGCCCGCUACAACUGGAUCUGUAACCCAGUCCACAAGCACCGUGAAGCUAGAGGUUUGACUUCCACUGGUAAGAAGUCCAGAGGUAUCAACAAGGGUCACAGAUACAACAACACCAAGGCCGGUAGAAGACACACCUGGAAGAAGAACAACACUUUGUCCUUGUGGAGAUACAGAUCCUAAGCGGCUUGCAGUAUUGUCCGAAGGCUUCUUUGCGUGGAUUCUUUCUACAAAGUCUUUUCUCUUACCUUUGCUUUCUGGUUUGUUUUUUCUUGUUUCUGUUGGGCGGGUUGCAUGAUCUGUUUGGUAGUGGCUGGGAGGGUUUAUUCAUUAU
Molecule: messenger RNA, 784 nt
Organism: Babjeviella inositovora NRRL Y-12698
Lineage: Eukaryota; Fungi; Ascomycota; Pichiomycetes; Serinales
Gene: RPL15A
Product: 60S ribosomal protein eL15
Exons: 1
Coding region: 19-633 (204 amino acids)
Biological process (GO): cytoplasmic translation
Cellular component (GO): ribosome; cytosolic large ribosomal subunit
Molecular function (GO): structural constituent of ribosome; RNA binding
Source: RefSeq, a predicted model, not a curated record